Molecule: messenger RNA, 2184 nt
Organism: Desarmillaria tabescens
Lineage: Eukaryota; Fungi; Basidiomycota; Agaricomycetes; Agaricales; Physalacriaceae
Exons: 15
Coding region: 126-2078 (650 amino acids)
Biological process (GO): cell surface receptor signaling pathway
Source: RefSeq, a predicted model, not a curated record
GUUAGCUGUAGUAGCCAGCGCUAAUAGAUGCAGUGCACCACGCAUGCCCCUCUCCUUCUCCCUCUUUCUGCUACGUUCAAGCUUCCGCUUCAACAGUGACCUCUAUAGUCUUCCCAGUCGCAAAUAUGAAAUGGAUAAAUCAGGGAGUGAAGCGGAAAAUUGAAGAAGAUGGUAUCGAUCUGGCUAUUAUGACUGUCGACAUUCUCAAGGCCGCGGCUGCGGCUGCGACUUCAGUGCCGGCCCUUGGUGCGGCUGCUGGAAUCAUUUCUUGUAUUCUGCAACAGAUAUCUCAGGCCCAGCAGAAUACGGAGCUGGCUUUGAGAGUUGCCACCCGCUGUGUAAGGGCGCUUGCCACAAUAUCUAAACACCUCGAUACGCUGGAAAUCACACCUGCUGUAUUGGAGAACAUCAAGCACUUUGUAGCGGAUCUUCAUGAGGUACAGGAUUUUAUCGAGAGGGAGACAAACAGCAGCAUGCUUUACCGCGUACUCUUUACGAAGAAACGGGCUGACCGCCUUCAAGAUCUCCAAUUAAGAUUUCAAGAUACAAUGGCACUUUUUCAAAUCACCGCCCUGAUAACUAUCCAUGAUAUCGUCCAGCGCCAUUCUUCAAGGUUUCUCGACAUCGAGGACGUUGCCUCGGGUCUAGGCAGACUCGAAAAGGCGCCAAAAGAUGAGUCCGACGACAAUCGAAUCAUCGAAGAAUCCGAUGUAGCGCUUAAAGAAGAACUUUUCGUUCGAACUGGGCUUCGCUUACAUUUAGCUCAAGUCGGCGGUAAAUGUGCAGUUGUCAAAGUCUUUGAAGGCAAAGACGCUUCCAAGAACUACGCAGCAGCAGUAAAAUUUGAGGAGCAUCUAAUGCAUCCGCACCUUCUGCAUUUGAAGAAAAUUUCCCGAGUCAAUAUCCCUACACCGUUCAUGGUCUACGACCUAGAUGCGCAAGGAAGCGCCGAACAAUUUAUCGCCGCGGCAAUUCCCUCUGGCGUCGUGUCAACUUUUGUCGCGGGAGCACAGUUGAUCUCUGGCGCCGCUUCUGCGUUAAGUCACUUGUGCCUUCGUGGUAUUCCCUUUCACUCCGUUAGGAUUGAGAAUUUCAGUAUCUUUAUGAGUGGUGCCAACAAAGUGGUCCUGUCCUUUGAUGGUAUUUGGAAUUCAACUUCCUUUGCGUCAAGACAAGAUCGGACAGGAGUCGAUGUCCUUGGUGAAUUGUGUCAUCAGACGUUCAACGCCGCCAAUGAAAUAUUAUACAGAGAUACCUUGGCACGUACUAUUGACACUUCGGAGCCUUUUGCUACGGCGCUUUUUGAUGCAGAACACGGGGGACAAUCUGAUACGAUGCCUGAUAAGUCUGAUACCACGGCGACGACAGACACGAAUCUAUCACGACCGCGCAGAGAGAUAAUAUGGCAAGGAGUCACUGGGAAUAGCAUCACAUUGGACGAUAUUUCGCGCCAAUUUAAGAGCAUACUCUCAUCGUUAUCCUUUACCUCAUUCUCUUUAGAACGUGUAGCACGUUCCCCCCGUAGCUAUUGGACCGUGCAUAGGUGCCCAGGAUAUCGACGAGAGGAGGUGACACUCAGGCCGGUACUCUUGGACUGUAUGGUCAUCACGCAUGCAACACCUUCUCUCCAUGAGAAAUGCUUUAUUUGCGAAAAAGAUGUCAAAAGGGGACUAUUCCGCUGUAAAUGUAGGCAGCCUGAUGAUGGAAUCUCUCCCACUGUCAAGUGCACCAAAUGCUCAGUCUGGGGACAUAGCCAUUGCAAUGAUCAAUUAGGCUAUAUCUGCUGGAAAUGCAGUGACAAUCAUGGUGACGGUGGUGGUAUCGACGGCGACGAGGGUGCAAAAUACGAUGGUCUCAAUCCGCGACGUCAUUAUCGACAGGAUUUAAACAACUAUGCAAUACAAGCUGGACUCACUUUAACCUAUUCGGAAAGUGGUCCUGACAAGCAUAACACAUGGACCUCGAUCGCAUAUGUGGAUGAUAAUGAGAUCGGCCGUGGAAAUGGCCCGAGUAAAGGUCGAUCCAAAGAAGCCGCAGCAUACAAAGGUCUCAAUUUUUUGGGAUUAAACACCGACUAGAUGGCAGGCAUAUCUUAUAUUUAACGCAGUCGAUUACAGUAAUUAUCACACUGAGAAACUUUGUUAUAUUAUCGAAAUACAGAAAAUAGGUGAAAGUGGAACAAAA